This is a messenger RNA of Periconia digitata, 1604 nucleotides long. The record is from the annotation of a GenBank genome assembly. Lineage: Eukaryota; Fungi; Ascomycota; Dothideomycetes; Pleosporales; Periconiaceae.
CCUCUCGCCGGCAAAGAAUUCCACCUUUGCGCAUCAUUCCCUUCCACUCUUUGCUAGAGAUGGAGGUCACUCAAGCAAACGAGAAGGGUGUAACCCCGGAACAAGACAUCAAGAAGAAUGAGGAAACAAAAGUUCAGACCGAGCCUUCCCCAGAGGUCACGUUCGAUGUCGAAGAAGUCCAGACACCAAUAAUCUAUUCGAAGUCCUCUAUCGGGUUCAUGGUGCUCUUUUCUGGCCUCGCCAUCGGUUCAGACGCUUAUAACAGUGCUUUAAUGGGCCAGUUGCUGCUACUUUUGACUCUCAUUUACCCCGAGAGCCUGGAUGUAGCUACGCAAGCGCAACUGACGAAUGCCUUCAUCAUAGGUCUGAUUCUUGGAAUGCUUGCUUUCGGCUUUGUCAGUGAUCGCCUUGGUCGCAAGGCAGGUGCUGUUCUUACGACCCUGUUUCUCUCAAUCGGAAUCAUCAUGACAGCUGUUUCCCACGGGAAAAACGACAAAGGCAUGUUCUGGAUGUUGACCAUUUCUCGAGGAAUCGCAGGUUUUGGUGCUGGCGGUGAAUACCCUGUCUCUGGCGCCGGAACAGCCGAAUCAACAGAUGACAACGCUCGCGCAAGACAGCACCGUGGCUUUAUCUUUGCAAUGGUUUCCGACGUGUCUGCCUCCCUCGGUUUCGUAUUCUCAGGUCUGGUUCCGCUUCUUUUAUUGCUCUGUUUCAAACAACAGGAGUCGCAAUACGAGAAUGUUUGGAGAAUUGCGUUCGCUUUGGGUAUCAUUCCACCUGUAUCCAUCUUCUGGUUUAGAUAUCGCAUGGCAAUGUCUUCGGCCGAACGCCGGAACUCGUCACGGAAGGCUAUCUUGCCAUACCACCUCGCCUUCAAGAGAUACUGGCGACCGCUACUAGGAUCUGCUCUCGCAUGGUUCAUAUACAAUUACGUAGCCUAUCCGUUUGGCCUUUUUUCAAGUCAAAUUCUGGCCAGCGUCAAUGCCGGAGACAGUCUUGUGAAAAGUUAUGGUUGGGGCACACUCGUCAAUUGUUUUUACAUCCCUGGAGGUUUCAUUGGGGGUUAUCUUUCCGACAAAAUUGGAAGAAGACGAACAAUGGCUCUAGGUUUCGGGCUACAAGCGGCGCUUGGAUUCGUCAUCGGAGGCGCUCUUGAACAUAUUCAAAAGCACACUGGCUUGUUCAUAGUCUUGUACGGACUAUUUCUGACCCUAGGCGAAGUGGGUCCAGGAGCCACGAUUGUAGCAACAUCCUCCGAGUUCUUCCCCACCUCUAUCCGUGGGCAAAUGCUUGGUCUUUGUGCCGCUCUCAGUAAAGCCGGUGCCGCUAUCGGCACCAGUGUCUUCAAGCCUAUUCUCGCAUCUUACGGCGAUGACACGUUCCGAGGAAACCAGGCAGUUUUCCUCAUAGGAUCUGGAUUCUCUGUUCUCGGAAUGUUGGUGGCAUGGUUUCUCAUCCCGUCGCAACCACCGAACCUGCAGGAAGAGGACGAGAACUGGAAGGUCUAUCUUCGGGACGCGGGCUACGAGAUCGAAUGGGGCGAUUCUACAGCUAAGGACCCGGCCAAGGUCAAGUUUGAUGCGGUAAGGGACAAGGUAAUGUGA